Molecule: messenger RNA, 1141 nt
Organism: Photinus pyralis (common eastern firefly)
Lineage: Eukaryota; Metazoa; Arthropoda; Insecta; Coleoptera; Lampyridae
Product: leucine-rich repeat-containing protein 15-like
Exons: 1
Coding region: 2-1069 (355 amino acids)
Molecular function (GO): protein binding
Source: RefSeq, a predicted model, not a curated record
UAUGAUCAAAACAUACGUGUUAGUGUUGUUGCUAAAAACGUCUUUACAAUGUACAGUGCCUACCUUCGAAAAGAACCGAAUAUACGUAAAUGGUCACCAUGGUGUCGAUACUCAAAUAAUAAGUGGUUGCAUUUCACCUGACACCAUUCGAUUUAAAGGCAUUACCGAAAUAACUGUAGACAAACAAAAUAUUCCAGAUUUAAAUUACGGUGCAGUUCAAGGAAUUUCAACAAAAUUUCGUAUCUCAUUUGUCAACACUAGCAUCGAAAUUAUAAGAGAGGGGGCUUUUUUGAAUCUUCCCAAACUUGAGCGAAUAUAUUUCAGGGACAACGAUCUCUUCUGGAUCGGUGAAAAUGCAUUUCAAGAUUUGCCGUCGUUAACUGCAGUGAUCAUGAACUUUAAUAAGAUCACAGAACUGUCGCCACGUGCUUUCAGUAAUCUCCCACACUUAACUGAAGUGUCUUUUCACAAAAAUAACUUGGAAAAUUUUGAUCAGUCCUGGUUUUAUAAAACGCCACUUCUUCGAUUCUUAACAGUGUCGCACAAUCGCUUACGUAAAAUUACACGAGGCGCCUUUAUCACCCUGCCAGCUAUUGAGAAGAUAUAUUUUGGUAACAAUGAAAUAGAGUUCGUCGACAAAGAUGCCUUUAAAGGAUUAAGACAUUUGGAAAGUUUGAAUUUGGGUCAGAACAAAUUGAAAAAAUUUGACUUUAAUUUCUACACCCCUUCAAAGUUGAGAGAUGUUUAUUUUCAAUAUAAUAACAUAACGUACAUAUCUGAUGAAAUGCUGGACGUAUUAGGACCCACAUUAUUAUCACUUUACAUAAGCGGUAAUCCUUUGCAAUGCGCAUGCCUGGAUAAAAUAAUACAAUGGAGUGACGCCCUUGAAAUAAGUGUUCCGCAGUUGAAAUCGCCACAGUCCGGCGCCGGCGCCGUUUGUACACUGCCAAAGACAAAACCAAGCCAGUGUCUUGAAAGAAGAGAUUAUGAUUUCCAAGAGGGAUUCUCGGUUGGUUUUACACCGCUUAAACCUAUACCAUCCUAUAUUUUUACUGAUCACCAUCACUAACCCCCAUAGCAUUGUUAUUUGUGAGAUUGAAAAUGUGCAUUUAUACAAUAUGUAUUAUAUAAUAAAAGUUAC